Thecamonas trahens ATCC 50062 is the source of this 3519-nucleotide messenger RNA. Its product is annotated as solute carrier family 35. Gene Ontology annotation, molecular function: transmembrane transporter activity. The coding region runs from base 7 to 3519 and encodes 1170 amino acids. Lineage: Eukaryota; Apusomonadida; Apusomonadidae. Gene Ontology annotation, biological process: transmembrane transport. The record is from RefSeq and is a predicted model, not a curated record. The transcript is spliced from 3 exons. Gene Ontology annotation, cellular component: cytoskeleton; Golgi membrane; endoplasmic reticulum membrane.
AGCACCAUGGCGGACGAAGAGCCCAAGAAGAAGCGCGUGCGCAAGGUUGUCCGCAAGAAGGUUGUCCGCAAGCGGGUGGUGAAGCGGGUGAGGAAGAAGUCGUCGGCGACCAACAAAGCCGACGGCCAUAGCUCGGCCUCGGCGGGGGCAUCGGCAGAGGCAUCGACAGAAGCAGAAGCAGAGGCGGCUGGUCAUGUCAAGGCGAAGCGCAAGGUGGUGCGCAAGAAGAGAGUCAUCCGCAAGCGCCGCGAUGACCACCAUAGCUCGCAUGAUGACGGAGAGCCUGCUGCUGCGCCUGCUGCUGCGCCUGCGGCGGCUAUUGCUGCCAAGGCCGACAGCUCGGCUGCUCCGGCAGCGGCAGCGAUGGGCGUCGCGGCGGAAGGAUCAAGGUCGGGUUCCGGGGAGGCGGCCAAAGAUGGCGGGUCAUUGUCGUCGUCGUCGCAUGCAGACACCACACUGGUGCCGGAGCCGACGGCAGAGGAGGAGGCAGCGCGGGCGGCGGCGGAGCGGGCAGCGCUAGAGGCCAGGGCGGCUGAGCGGGCGGCAGCACCAGCGGCGGACGAGCCAGAGGACAGACCGGAACCGACCGAGUCGGUCAUUGUCACCAUUGCGCAGGUCGAUGGCGAGGCCAAAUCCAAGCUCCGAGUCAACGAGUACACGACCGGGCAAGAGCUGAUGGACAUGUACGCGCGUAAGAUUGACCUCCUCGAGACGCAGCUCUUCGACAUUGCGCUGGUGGAGGACGGCGAGGACGGGCUCGACGUGGGCGAGUUCCAGUGGAUCGAUCGCGACGAGCCGUGCCUGGCGCAGGGCAUCACGUCGGCGUCGUUCCUCCAAAUCCGCGUCCGCUACUUUUCGCAGAACGUGGGCGCGUCGACAGACCCGACUGCCGUCUCGUUGCAGUACGCCGAAGUCCGCGCACGAGUCUUGGCGUCCAAGUGGCCGACAACGCUCGACCAGGCCAUCCGCCUUGCCGCCUUCUCCUUUGUCUCCGAGUACUCGGGCUACGAUGCCGCCAAGCACCGCGCUGGCUUGCUUGCUGACAAUCUGGCGACAGUGCUGCCGGCAGAGCAUGUGCCCAAGAAGAAGAAGGCGCGCAAAAAGGUGGAGGCCGCGAUCUUUGAAGCUGCUGCGCUCAUCUCAGGCACAAUCAAGGUCAUGGCUGAGAUGAACUACUGCGAGUAUGCUGCUGGCCUACCCGACUACGGCGUCCAGCUGUACGUGCUGACACAGGCGGUCGACGGCGCGCAGGCGAUCGGCGUCUGCCCGCGCGGCAUUGUGCUAUACGCCGACGCCGAGGGGCGGAGCCAAGUCCGGAUAGCGUCGUUCAAGGCCGAGCUUGCGGGCGCGGUGGCUACAGUCGACAGUGCUUCACCAACAGUGGUGACUGCCGGUGGGCUGCGGAUGAUGCUGCCGUCUGCUGCGCAGGCGAGCGCAGUUGCGAACGCGCUGCAGGCAUAUGCGGCAUACGCCGCAAGCGGAGCGCUCCCGCUACGGGCCGACGCACAGCUCACCCGCGAGCCGACGACCAUGACGCUGCGGAUCCGGUCCGGGUGGCCCGGCGACAAGGGCAGGCUCAUCACCAUCGACGAGACUGCGACGGUGGGCGAGCUCAUGAACUCGUACGCGGAACUGCUGCGGGUUCAUGAUCGCCGCUGGCUGGGCCUCUGCGACUCGACCGCCGACGCCGACCGGUGGCUCAACCCAUCCAAGCUGGUCAUGGACGAACACGUUCACGUCGGCUCGACGCUUGUGUACAAGCUCCGGGUCAUUGUCCUCAACGAGCGCGAGUUGGCCAAGUCCAAGGACGCGCGCGCGCGCCAUCUAUACUACCUUCAGUUCCGGCAGUACGUGCUCGACGGCACAUACACUGUCACUGAGGACCAGGCCGUACUCUUUGCGGCCUACCGCUUCCUCGCCGACUUUGGCUCAUACUUUCCGCCCGAGACAGAGAUCGACGGCUCGGAUGGCGACGUGUUUGGCGGCGGAUCAGAGGACGACGACGAGCUGCCGCCGGACCCGACAACGACCAAGGGCUACCUUGUUGCGCAAGGUAUCGAGAGGACGUACAUCCCGCACUACCUCCGCGUCCAGUACACCGACUCAGAGUGGGAGAAGCGGAUCCGCGCAAAGUGGCGCGAGCUCGGCGAUCUUGGCAACGCCACUUAUGUCGAGAAGCUGUAUCUCGAGGAGAUCCUCAAGCUCAACUCGUUCGGCGUCGAGUACUUUCAGCUGUACGAGGCGUCCGGCGGAAGCAACGAGUACGGAGGCACCGCUGUCGACACCGUCCUCCUCGGCAUCUCGCAAAAGGGCAUGGCUCUCGUCCGGCCGCCGCACUUUGAUGUCCUCGCCCGCUUCCCGUGGCCCGUCACCCGCCUCACCAACACCGCACACGCCAUCAAGGUCGAGAAGGCGUCCAAGACUGCCGCGGGUCAGCGCGAGUGGUCCGCACGCAUCCUCCACACCAUCUCGCCGCUCCAGGGUACCAACAUCCGCAUCCUAGCCUCGAUGUACCAGCAGAUCGCCUAUCGGCCAGGACUCUUCACCUUCUUUGUCCUCCAUGACUGGCUCCAGGAGCAGGUAGUCAAAGUCGACGGCUUCCACCAUGGCCUCACCCUGACCUUUGUUGAGUUUGCUGCGGUUGCCCUCGGCUCGGCCGUCACCCUCCACCUCUCGCGAUCGCUCCGAGUGCGGGCGCUUGGGGCGUAUGCGGUGCUCUCAGUGGCCAUGCUGGCGUCGAUGGCAUCGGCAAACCUCUCGCUGCAGUAUGUCUCGUUCCCGCUCAAAGUCUCGGUCCGAUCGGGCAAGCUCAUUCCGACCAUGAUCGUCGGCUCGGUCAUGCUGGGCAAAGAGUACAAUCGCGGACAGUAUGCCGCGGCUCUGCUGCUCUGCGCUGGCCUGGUCGGCUUCACCCUCACCUCACGCUCGCAGGCCAAGGCUGCUGCUGUUCAGCUCCCGCAGAGCCAGUUCUACGGCGGCCUGGCGCUAGUUGUCGGAUCGAUCGUCCUCGACUCGAUUGUGCCCAACCUGCAGGAGUGCGUCAUGGGCCGCCUCCGCCGCGGCACGUACGAGACCAUGCUCUUUACCAACAUCAUUGGCGCCUCGGUCCUUGCAGCGCUGGCAGCCAUGUCUGGCGAGCUUGGCCCGGCCGUGCGUGAGCUGGUCGCGUCGCCGAUGCUGCUGCUGCGGCUGAUUGCCUUUGGCUCCUCCACCUUUGGCGGCGUCACCUUUUACAUGCGCCUCGUCCGCGCCUACGGUGGCGUGACUACCGUCCUCAUCACCACCACCCGCAAGAUCAUCACUGUCACCCUCUCGUUCCUCCUCUUCUCCGAGAACACCUUUUCGCCCGGCUUUGCGCUCUCGGGCAUGCUCAUCGUUGCCGGCAUCGCCGUCAACACCUACGCCAAGUCGAGCGGCACCAAGGCCGGCGGGCACUCGACCACGUCGGCACCAAGGGCGACGGCAUCUCAGCUCGUCGGCCGCAUCCGCGCGCUUGCCAGCCGCGACGAGCCGGUGUGA